This is a messenger RNA of Myxocyprinus asiaticus (Chinese sucker), 3979 nucleotides long. Its product is annotated as tumor necrosis factor ligand superfamily member 6-like. Gene Ontology annotation, biological process: immune response. The transcript has 4 exons. Gene Ontology annotation, molecular function: tumor necrosis factor receptor binding. The coding region runs from base 317 to 1027 and encodes 236 amino acids. Lineage: Eukaryota; Metazoa; Chordata; Actinopteri; Cypriniformes; Catostomidae. The record is from RefSeq and is a predicted model, not a curated record. Gene Ontology annotation, cellular component: membrane.
UAAGUGUGUGUCUGUCUUUGUGUGGGCAUUUGUGCAUCCUGCAUGUUUGUUUUUUUGUUUUUUUACAUCCUUUUCACUUAUUACCAUUUAAAUAGAUUCCACUUAACCUACCCAGACCUAAACCGCCUACCUUCCAUGUCCAAAAUGCAGAAGACAAAAGAUCUAUACUUUUCAUCACUGAUGACAUUUUCCUCUUUUUGAAAAUGGAUGGAUUAUUUAAUUUGAUUCACUUUGUCCUGGCAGAUUAUAUGUGAGACUGGUCUGAGAGGUUUUUUUUUACUCUUUUCAUUGACGUGGCCAGAGAGAAGCUGUGGACAUGGCUCCGGUUGGUAUUAAGUAUCCCUCAGUAUUCGUGGUGGACAGCAAUGCCAGAGCACCUCCGCUGCCCCCCAAACCGGGCUGGAGCAAGCGUCACGGGGCGACCCAGACACUGCUGUUGGUCCUGGUCAUUGUGGCUCUGUGUGGCAUGGCUGUGGAGGCCUUUUUCAUCUAUCAUCUUUACUCAUCCAAAGAUAAGCCUACCUCCGCAAAUGAUCCACAGACUGCCAUGAGAAAACAAGAGAAAGAAGAUACUGUGCCCCCCAAGCAAAAACCAGUUGGAGUUAUGAAGCCAUCAAAACCAAUGGCACAUCUGACAACUGGUCAGCAUCCUGCUGAUGGAGUCCUGCUGUGGACGGAGAAUCAGGAAUCCAUCCUUCACCAUGUAAAACACAAGGUCAAUGAGGGCAAGCUCAUCAUAGAGAAGGAGGGCUUCUAUUCAGUCUAUUCUAAGAUCAGCUUAAAAGAGAACAGCUUCAUGUUCAAUCACUCUGUACUCCAGAUCACACCUCGAUACACAGAGGGAGAGAUUUUGCUUCUCCAGUCUACUAGGUCCCAUCCUAAACAGAGGCCAGGAACCAUAGACAACAGCUAUCUCAGCGGGGUGUUCCACCUGUUCAAAGGUGAUGCUAUUUUUGUCAGGAUUAAAAAUUGCACACUGGUGUUGUCAAAUUCUGCUGCGAACUACUUUGGUCUGUUCAUGGUUUAGAAUGUUACCAUAUUGUAAAAUUGUAGGUAAAAAAUUGGGUACAUCCACAGUUGGCUUCAAUGAAAAGCUAAAUCUCAUCACUUUAUUUAUUUUGCUUGUAAAGGUGCACUAACUUCAAAAAAAAGUUUGACAUCCAAAAUGUUUAAAACAAUGUACACUCACAUGAGUUGUCCUAAUUAGUGGCUAAAAACAAGCCUUUUAAUUCUACAUUAGAGUCUCUGAUUUUGGCCAGCAUCACGUGACCAGCCAUAUCUCGAAAUUCCACCGAGAUAAUCAACAAAAACUUCAUGCAUCCAAACUGAGAGGUAUGAGAAUAAAGGCUAGCUAAACAAAGUGGUCAAUAUUUGGCCAGUUAGCAUGGUCAAGUUAGCCCCUGUUGGUACAGUAGAUGCCAUAACUACACCAUCUGAAAGCAAAGUAUCUUUCUCCAAAUGUCUUUCAAAAGUUGCCAUGUAUUCAGAUAGAAUGCAUUUUUUGAAGCAACAUAUCAAUGUCAAUCACAAGUAUUUAAUUCUAUUAGAUAUCUUAAUAUAUUAGUUAUAUGGUAUAGUGCUGAUUUUUGGAGGGCUACUAAAAGCAUGAAAUGGACUUUGACAUCACAGCUCUGCUAAAUGUUUUGGGACUGUGUACAUACAUUUUGUGCCAUCAGCCAAUCAGCAUUGUCAUGAUGGCAUUUUCCUGUUGCUCCAGAGUGAUUAUUAUGAUCAACAUGACAUUUACAGCAAAUUAAUAAAAAAUGUCCCUGACCAGAACUGAGUGCAAAGAUGGCAGAUUUCAAAUGAUUGGAUGAAUGGAAAAAUUACGGGUAGAUCUCGAAGUAUUAUAGACCUAUAGACCAAAAUUAGCUGACUAUUAGAACUGAAACUAUAGACUAUAGAGUGGUGGUGGCAUAGUGGACUAAAGCACUGAACUGGUAAGUAAAAGGUUGUUGGUUCAGUUCCCACAGCCACCACCAUUGUGUCCUUGAGCAAGGCACUUAACUCUAGGUUGCUCCAGGGGGAUUGUUCCUGUAAUAAGGGCACUGUAAGUCGCUUUGGAUAAAAGCGUCAGCCAAAUAUGUAAAUGUAAAUGAAACUAUUACAUAGAGCAUGUCUAUUUUCUUAAUACAUAAAAUAAUGCUGUUGCAAUACACUGCAGCCCCUGCUGGAAUUCAUGUACUUGCAAUAUGAGUAGAUAACUGAGUAAACUCUGGCAGUAUCACACAUUUUUAGAGUGUCUUGUUCUAGAUCACAAAUUAUAUUUUAAGAACAAUAACCAAAGACAUUUCUCUCUUUCACAUAGUUUGUGCAGUGACCAUUCAACCCCAAUACAAUCAGAAGGCUUAAGGUUAAUUGUUACAGGGUUGAAGGUCAGUGCAAAUAGGGCUAAUUAUGGCCUAAAAGGACUAGUUCACCCAAAAAAUGAAAAGGUAACACUUUACAAGGGUCCAUUUGUUAACAUUAGUUAACAACAUUAGUUAACAUGAGCUAACAAUGAACAAUACUUAUUAAGCAGUUUUUAAUCUUAGUUAAUGUUAAUUUCAACAUAUUCAAAUACAUUUUUAAAAUCAAAAGUUGUAUUAGUUAACAUUAGUUAAUGCACUAUGAACUAACGUGAACUAACAAUGAACAAUUGUAUUUAAUUAACAAACAUUAACAAAGAUUAUCAAAUGCUGUAAAAAAUUAUAUUGUUAAUUAUUUGUUCAUGAUACCUAAAGCAUUAAUUAAUGUUAACGAAGGGAACCUUAUUGGUAAGUGUUACCAAUGAAAAUUCUGUCAUACUAUACUCACCCUCAUGUUGUUCCAAAUCGACUUUCUUCCCUAAGCGGCACACAAAAAGAGGUGUUUUGAUGAAUAUUGUGGACCAUCUUCUCAAUACAAUGGCAGUUGAUAGUUCCUCAUUUUAAAGUAUUGUCAAAGUAGUCCAUGCGGCUUGCGCGUCAUACACUCAAUUAAUUUUUUUAAAGAUUUACACAUUUCAACUUCAUAACAAAAGUCCAUCAAAUUUAAUUGAGUAAUCUUUAACAAAAUGAAAUAAAAAAGCUAAAUAUUUUAAGUUUUAUGAAUUACAUUUAGCAAAAAAUUACACAAUUGAAUUUGAUGCAAUUUUGUUAUGAAAUGAAAAUGCAUUAUAUAUAUAUAAAUGUUGUUUUUUGUUUGUUUGAUGUAAUGCAUCAUGUACUCUGCCAUAAUUGAAUCGCGAUUAAUUACUGAAAAUGUAUUGUUUAAUUAAUAAAUGUAAUCGAUUCCCAGUAAUAUAUAUAUAUAUAUAUAUAGUGUAUUCCAAGUUCUCUGAAGGCAAUGAUAGAUAUUGGUAAAAAAUAAAAAAGCGGCCUGAAAUUUAAGUCAUUUUCAGUGAAAAUCUCGACAUCCAUUGCAAGAAGCUUGUUCACAGUGGCUCGCUUGUUCACGGCAGAACUUGAGUUGUUUUUAGCGUUAAAUCUCCUCCAUCUUCUUUUGUGUUCCGUAUAGGAAAGAAAUCAUAUAAUGAUUAAGGUAAAUACAUUUUUAUGCGGGUGAAUUAUUCCUUAAACUAAGAAAUAUCAUUCCUGGCAACAGCUGUCAGAAUAAAGACAACUGGAUCAAAACAUAAAAAUAAAGUUACAGCUCAUUUUUACCUUGAUUUGCACAUGUGUCUUUAAUAUUACUAUUUUUUACUAUUUUAAAUUUUGUAUUUUAUUUUAUUUUUUGUUGUUCAGAUAAAUAUUUAAUUAAACUGUAUGUAAUUCUCUGAAGAUGUUUCUCUCAUACAGUAUACAUGUACUGUAUAUCUCACAUUAGGUGUGAGAGUCUUGUGUUCAUGUGCAGUAUUUUGGCCCUAAGCACUGCACAGGGCCCAUUGUCUAUGUCAAUCAUCUUGUGCAUCACCGGCAUCAAGCUGUUGUAAACUUCAACUGGAACUGAACAAAUUAUUGAAAAUGAAUGUAUUUUAGUUUGUUGGCUAUUCAUUUCCCACUCAAAAUAAAGGUAUUGA